Rhea pennata is the source of this 1929-nucleotide messenger RNA. It is a transcript of the gene ABCG4, whose product is annotated as ATP binding cassette subfamily G member 4. Gene Ontology annotation, molecular function: ATP binding; ABC-type sterol transporter activity; ATP hydrolysis activity. Bases 1 to 1929 code for a protein of 642 amino acids. The record is from RefSeq and is a predicted model, not a curated record. Lineage: Eukaryota; Metazoa; Chordata; Aves; Rheiformes; Rheidae. Gene Ontology annotation, biological process: transmembrane transport; cholesterol homeostasis; cholesterol efflux. Gene Ontology annotation, cellular component: membrane. The transcript has 14 exons.
AUGGCAGAGAAGGGCAUGGAUCCCACGUGCGUCUCCAUUGCCCUGGAGGACACAGCGUGCCACGCCAGCCCCCCGGACGCCCCGCUCCUCACAACACACCUGAAGAAGGUGGAGAACCAUAUCACGGAGGCCCAGAGGUUUUCCCACCUCCCCAAGCGCUCGGCCGUCAACAUCGAGUUCAUCGACCUGUCCUACUCCGUGCGCGAAGGCUCCUGGUGGAGGAAGAGAGGGUACAAGACUCUCCUGAAAUGUCUAUCAGGGAAGUUCUGCCAGCGGGAGCUUAUCGGGAUCAUGGGGCCCUCAGGCGCCGGGAAGUCCACCCUCAUGAACAUCCUGGCUGGUUACAGGGAGACCGGCAUGAAGGGCCAGAUCCUGGUGAACGGCCGUCCGCGGGACCUGCGCACCUUCCGCAAAAUGUCCUGCUACAUCAUGCAGGACGACAUGCUCCUGCCACAUCUCACCGUGCUGGAGGCAAUGAUGGUCUCUGCUAACCUGAAACUGAGUGAGAAGCAGGAGGUGAAGAAGGAGUUGGUCAAUGAGAUCCUGACGGCUCUGGGGCUGCUGGAGUGCUCCUACACCCGCACCAUCUCACUGUCUGGCGGCCAACGCAAGCGCCUGGCCAUCGCCCUGGAGCUGGUGAACAACCCUCCAGUCAUGUUCUUCGAUGAGCCCACCAGCGGUCUGGACAGUGCCUCCUGCUUCCAAGUGGUUUCCCUGAUGCGGUCGCUGGCUCAGGGCGGGCGGACCAUCAUCUGCACCAUCCACCAGCCCAGUGCCAAGCUCUUUGAGAUGUUUGACAAGCUGUACAUCCUGAGCCAGGGCCAGUGCAUCUUCAAAGGCGUUGUGACCAACCUCAUCCCCUACCUGAAGGGCCUCGGCCUCCACUGCCCCACGUACCACAACCCUGCCGACUUCAUUAUUGAGGUGGCCUCAGGAGAGUACGGAGAUCUCAACCCCGUGUUGUUCCGCGCUGUCCAGAAUGGCAUGUGCACCAUGGCCGAGAAGAAGAGCAGUCCUGAAAAGGCAGAUUCAUCGUGCCCAGCACACUGCGUGGGGGAUGUGGACCACAUCGAGAGUCACACUUUCGCCACCAACACCACGACCCAGUUCUGCAUCCUCUUCAAGAGAACCUUUAUCUGCAUCCUGCGGGAUACGGUGCUGACCCACCUGCGGUUCAUGUCCCACAUCUGCAUCGGGGUGCUCAUUGGGCUGCUCUACCUGCACAUCGGCAACGAUGCCGGCAAAGUCUUCAACAACACUGGGUUUCUCUUCUUCUCCAUGCUCUUCCUCAUGUUUGCCGCACUGAUGCCCACCAUCCUCACCUUCCCGCAGGAGAUGUCCGUGUUCCUGCGAGAGCACUUGAACUACUGGUACAGCCUGAAGGCCUAUUACCUGGCAAAGACCAUGGCAGAUGUGCCUUUCCAGGUGAUCUGCCCCAUCGCAUACUGUAGCAUCGUGUACUGGAUGACGGGCCAGCCUCCUGAGGCCACACGCUUCCUCCUCUUCUCUGCCCUGGCCACAGCCACGGCCCUGGUGGCCCAGUCCCUCGGGCUUCUCAUUGGAGCGGCUUCCACUUCCCUGCAGGUGGCCACCUUCGUGGGACCCGUCACUGCCAUCCCCGUGCUGCUCUUCUCAGGCUUCUUCGUCAGCUUCAAGACCAUCCCCACUUACCUGCAGUGGAGCUCCUACGUCUCCUAUGUCAGGUAUGGCUUUGAGGGUGUCAUUCUCACCAUCUACGCCAUGGAGCGCGAGGACCUGGAGUGCCUCGAGGACUUCUGCCCUUUCCAAAAGCCCAUCAAGAUCCUGCAGGAGCUGGAUGUGGAGGAGGCCAAGCUCUACCUGGACUUCCUCAUCCUGGGCAUCUUCUUCAUCAUCCUGCGGCUCCUGGCUUACCUGGUCCUCAGGUACAAAGUCAAGUCAGAGAGAUAA